Molecule: messenger RNA, 231 nt
Organism: Pyricularia grisea
Lineage: Eukaryota; Fungi; Ascomycota; Sordariomycetes; Magnaporthales; Pyriculariaceae
Exons: 2
Coding region: 1-231 (76 amino acids)
Biological process (GO): DNA-templated transcription
Cellular component (GO): RNA polymerase III complex; RNA polymerase I complex; RNA polymerase II, core complex
Molecular function (GO): DNA-directed RNA polymerase activity; zinc ion binding; DNA binding
Source: RefSeq, a predicted model, not a curated record
AUGUCUCGCGAAGAGUACCAAAUGCCCACCGGCGGCGCCAGCCAGAGCCAAGGCGGUGCCAGCGGCGGUGCCGUUUCUGCCCCUCCCAGCCAGCCCAUCCUCUACAGCUGCGGCGACUGCGGCUUCAAGUUUGAGAUGAACCGUCGCGACCCUAUCCGGUGCACCGAGUGCGGAUGCCGUGUCUUGUACAAGAACAGAACGAAUCGCAUGAUCGAGUUCGAGGCGCGAUAA